AUAUUCUAAUUCCAUAAUAUAUUAAAAAAUCUAUCAAAUUAAAAAAUUGGCAUAUAAGAGAUAAACAUACGCAUACGGAUUAACCGUACUUGAAUAUUAUUUUGACACCAUAGUACAAAAUGGAAAUAAUUAAGAAUUGAUGAAUAAGAACAUGAAUAUAAACUGUUCCAACGGUUUACAACAUAUCAUAACGGCAGCCUGCACAAGAUAAAUUUUCUCUUGUAGUUGCAACCGUGGAUGAUGCUUUUUUACUGUACUACGCGCACGGUUUUGGUAAUUAUUCGGUCCACCGAAGAGUGCGUGCGUGAUUUGCAGAGGUUCGGGGUUGCCCGACGGCAACAAACAAUUACUGUUGUUGGAAUGUAAUAAUGUUGUAACAGGAAAGUGGUAAACCACAAACAGGAACGAUGAGCUUCUCCAGUGACGAAGUGAAUUUCCUUGUUUACAGAUACCUUCAGGAAUCAGGAUUUCAACAUUCUGCAUAUACAUUUGGUAUAGAAUCACAUAUAUCUCAAAGUAAUAUUAAUGGUGCCUUAGUGCCUCCAGCUGCACUUCUUUGUAUUCUUCAAAAAGGCUUACAAUAUACUGAAGCUGAAAUUUCAAUAGGAGAAGAUGGAACUGAACAGCGAAUGGUAGAGUCAUUAUCUUUAAUUGAUGCUGUUAUGCCAGAUGUUGUUGCAUCAAGGCAAAAUCAACAAAAUCAACAAAAGCAGCAAAUUAAAACUGAAAUUCAAGAUACAAAUGGAGAAGAAGUUGUCACUUCUAAUGAAGGAGUAGGUACAAACGAUAAAGGAGGGGAUAGGGUUGAAAUGGAAGUCGACGAUCAACAACAGGGACAAGGUAGUGGACCUAAUGCCACUUCAGUAAAAAUACCAGCAAGCAAAGCAACCAAAUUAUGUGGUCAUGAAUCAGAGGUAUUCAUUUGUGCUUGGAAUCCCACAACAGACCUACUGGCAUCUGGAUCUGGUGACAGUACAGCUCGUAUAUGGGAUAUGUCUGAUAAUUCACAAUCUCCUAAUCAACUAGUCUUAAGACAUUGUAUCCAAAGAGGCGGUACAGAAGUUCCAAGUAAUAAGGAUGUAACUUCGCUUGAUUGGAACUGUGAUGGAACCUUAUUAGCAACUGGUAGUUAUGAUGGUUAUGCUCGUAUAUGGACAACUGAUGGUAGAUUGGCAUCGACAUUAGGACAGCAUAAAGGACCUAUUUUUGCAUUAAAAUGGAAUAAACGGGGUAACUACAUUCUUAGUGCUGGAGUUGAUAAAACCACAAUUAUAUGGGAUGCAGCAAGUGGACAAUGUACACAGCAAUUCAGUUUUCACUCUGCACCUGCUCUAGAUGUUGACUGGCAGACAAAUACAUCUUUCGCCAGUUGCUCCACUGAUCAAUGUAUUCAUGUUUGUAAACUUCAUGUGGAUAAACCAAUUAAAAGCUUCCAAGGACAUACGAAUGAAGUGAAUGCUAUUAAAUGGGAUCCUCAAGGAAAUUUACUAGCCAGUUGUUCUGAUGAUAUGACCCUAAAAAUAUGGUCAAUGAAACAAGAUACUUGUUUACAUGACCUUCAAGCACAUAGUAAAGAAAUUUACACUAUAAAAUGGUCUCCUACCGGACCAGGUACACAAAAUCCUAACAUGAAUUUGACUUUGGUUAGUGCAUCCUUUGAUUCAACUGUAAGACUUUGGGACAUUGAUCGAGGUGCCUGCAUAUAUACUCUAACUAAGCAUACUGAACCAGUAUAUAGUGUAGCUUUUAGUCCUGAUGGUAAAUUCUUGGCUAGUGGAAGUUUUGAUAAAUUUGUUCACAUAUGGUCCACUCAAAGUGGUCAACUAGUGCAUAGCUACAGAGGGACCGGGGGUAUUUUUGAAGUAUGCUGGAACAGUAGGGGUGAUAAAGUUGGAGCUUCAGCCUCUGAUGGCAGUGUAUUCGUCCUCGAUCUACGCAAACUAUGAUUAAUAACAAAAAAUUAAAUUUUGAAAUUACCUGCAUAUACAUUACGGUGUCUAAUUUACUUUUUGGUAGUUAUUUAUACAAUAUCAUAACUGCGAUAUAUCAAAUUUUAGCAUACACCUUUUUAUAUUCAUUUAAUGCCUUUCAUUUAUUAUCUUAUGCAAUUUAACGUUAUCACAUUCUUUUAGAGGCAGUUAAAAAAUAACGAAAUGUAGUACGUCAGAUAUGAUAAAAAAU
Messenger RNA from Ceratosolen solmsi marchali, 2181 nucleotides. RefSeq names its product transducin beta like ebi. The record is from RefSeq and is a predicted model, not a curated record. The transcript has 6 exons. Bases 408 to 1946 code for a protein of 512 amino acids. Gene Ontology annotation, cellular component: histone deacetylase complex. Gene Ontology annotation, biological process: regulation of transcription by RNA polymerase II. Gene Ontology annotation, molecular function: protein binding; transcription corepressor activity. Lineage: Eukaryota; Metazoa; Arthropoda; Insecta; Hymenoptera; Agaonidae.